AUGGCCACCAUAGCUACAGUUCGAGUCAAUGGCGCUUCAGAACUUCGUGACAUCAAGAGCUCUAGUGUCAGUGUCGUCGAAACCAUCCAAGACUCACCGCAAAACACAAAUGCUGGUGGGGACGAUGUCUCGGAACAGAAUUGGACUUACCCAUAUCCGACCGAUUUCAAGCUUGGUGAGCAUCCAAUCGAUGAUGUUCGCGAGCUCAAGGUAGCUGUUAUCGGAGCUGGGCUCGCUGGUGUCACUGCUGGAGCGUUGCUUCCUGCCAAAGUGCCUGGUUUACAGUUGACAAUACUCGAGAAAAAUCCGGAAGUGGGAGGCACAUGGUUCGAAAAUCGUUACCCAGGCGUUCGCUGCGAUAUUCCUGCAAAUGUCUACCAGACAAGCUUUUCGCCAAACACGCAAUGGAGCGAAGAAUAUGCGCAGGGACCCGAAAUCCUCGCCUAUUGGAAGAGUAUUGCCGCCAAAUAUAACGUCUACGAUAAGAUCAAGUUCCAGGUCAAUGUGCUUGAAGCCGUGUGGGAAAAUGAGAAGUCACAAUGGCGACUCGAGAUUGAGGGUCUUGCCACGGGCGUCAAGCGCACCGAGUACUUCGACUUCAUCAUUUCUGCUAUCGGUCAUUUCAACGAGUGGAAGUUGCCUGAAUAUCCAGGCAUCGACGAAUACGAAGGGCAUCUUCGUCAUUCAACCAAUUGGGACCCGACAUUCGACCCCAGCAGAAAGAGAGUUGCUACAAUCGGUAACGGCGCGUCUGGCAUUCAAGUCACACCUGAGCUACAGAAGAUGGCAAGUCACGUUGACCACUACGCUCGAAGCCCCACGUGGAUUGCAGGAAGUUUCAAUGGGUCGGCAAGAGAACGUCAAGCGACUCCUCUGCACUUUACAUCCGCGCAGCUUGAAUCAUUCAAGGAUCCUGCGACUUAUCUAAAGUUUCGCAAAGAGCUAGAAGGGCCGUUCUUCAGACGCUUCGAUGCUGUUCUCAGAAACUCUGAGACAAGUAAGAACUCGGCUCGCGAUUUCAAAGAAUUGAUGAGAAAGAGACUCGUUGAGAAACCGGAGCUCCUCGAUCAGAUUGUCCCAGACUUUCCUCCGCAUUGUAGAAGAUUGACUCCUGGCCCCGGGUACCUCGAGGCGCUCACAAAACCUAACGUCAGCUUCAUUCAAACUCCGAUCUCCCACUUCACAAAGGACGGCAUCGUCACGCAAGAUGGUGUUCAUCGACCCGUGGAUGCGGUCAUCUGUUCCACCGGUGCGAAUGUAGAUUUUGCUCCUCCUUUUCCCAUCAUUGCCGGCGACUACGACCUCUCCAAAGACUGGAGACCUGACGGUAAGUUCGGAUGGCCUUACUCUUACCUUGGCAUCGCUACUCCAGGGUUCCCAAAUCUGCUGCAUCUUCAUGGCCCCAACGCAGCAGGAGCUUCUGGUUCUGUCCCACACUCAGUCGAGAGUCAAGUGGCAUACAUGGCAAAAGUCCUUCGCAAAGCAAGCAGUCAGGGGAUAUCGAGCAUGCAGCCAUCCAAGGCCGCAGCCGAUGAUUUUGUAACCUACUGCGACGCUUUCUUCCCUCGCACCACUUUCUCGCGCAAGUGCAGUAGCUGGGCAAACGGUCGACGUCCAGGCGGAAGGAUCCAUGGACUUUGGCCUGGUAGUGCGAGUCAUCUUGCCGUGGUACGCAGGGAGCCAAGAUGGGAAGACUGGGAGUACACAUAUGUGAGGCCAGAAAACAGAUUUGCUUACUGGGGCAAUGGAUGGACUAAGCGGGAGUUGGAUCCUGAUAGUGACCCCACCGUGCAUCUCAAAAUGCCAGAGAAGAUGGAUUUGCGAGACUUACAUGAGCGGUGGUGGGACUUGUAA
Molecule: messenger RNA, 1854 nt
Organism: Aureobasidium subglaciale EXF-2481
Lineage: Eukaryota; Fungi; Ascomycota; Dothideomycetes; Dothideales; Saccotheciaceae
Exons: 5
Coding region: 1-1854 (617 amino acids)
Molecular function (GO): N,N-dimethylaniline monooxygenase activity; NADP binding; flavin adenine dinucleotide binding
Source: RefSeq, a predicted model, not a curated record